Messenger RNA from Bombus huntii, 1280 nucleotides. It is a transcript of the gene Trax, whose product is annotated as translin-associated protein X. The record is from RefSeq and is a predicted model, not a curated record. The coding region runs from base 228 to 989 and encodes 253 amino acids. NCBI's taxonomy places the organism in Eukaryota, Metazoa, Arthropoda, Insecta, Hymenoptera, Apidae. Gene Ontology annotation, molecular function: sequence-specific DNA binding; RNA binding; RNA endonuclease activity. Gene Ontology annotation, cellular component: nucleus; cytoplasm. The transcript is spliced from 2 exons.
CAUAUUGCAAUCUGUACACAUUUUGUACAUACAUAUAUACAUAUAUAAUCUUUUAUUAUAUAUUUUCCCAAAAUUCUUCUUUUUUUUCCUUAGGCAACAAAUACAUUAAUUGCACCCAUCAUUGAAUAUUGCGGGACAGUUGAACAUCUCUGGACGAAGAAGGUGGAGAAAAUCAUGGACAUUGCUGUACUAAGAAGAUUAACAUCGAUUAUAAGAGAAAAGAGAUCAUGGAUAUUACAGAUCAAAGCAUUGAAAUUUUACAACAGUUUCGAGCAUAUGCGACUGAAUUAGAUAGCAAACAUGAUCGUUUUGAAAGGAUUGUAAAAUUUGGCAGAGAUAUUACUAUAGAAAGUAAAAGAAUAAUUUUUCUUUUGCACACCAUAGAUAAAAAAGGCAAACAGGAAAGUGUGCUACUUGAAGCUGAUAAGAGAUUGCAAAAAGUUGCGAGAUCCCUUUUUAAAUCUAUUGCACAUGAAUUAGAAGGUCAAGAUCCAUACCUCUAUCUUAAAGCUUAUCGUAAUGGUUUGGAAGAAUAUAUAGAAGCUGUUACAUUUUAUCAGUAUCUAAAAUGUGAUAAUAUGAAAAGUUGGUUAGAAAUAGAAAAAACACUUACUUAUAAAAUUCCUGAGAUUAGUAAUGUUAAAACCAUACAGGUUUUAGUCAGUCCAUAUGAAUAUAUCUUGGGCAUUGCAGAUCUGACUGGAGAACUAAUGCGUCUGUGCAUCAAUAACUUGGCAACAGGAGACAGAGCUAGUUGUUACCAAACAUGCAAUUUUGUUAGAGAUAUGUAUACAUGUUUUCUUGGUUGUACAAAUGCUUCAAAUAGGUUAGUGAAUAGAAAGCUUUGCACACUUGAACAAAACCUCCAUAAAAUAGAAAAUGUUUGCUAUACGGUUAAAAUAAGAGGUUCAGAAAUACCAAAACACAUACUUGUGGAUCUAGUUAAUGAAGAAUAUGCAGACAGUGAUGAAAGUUAUCAUGCCUAUUAAAAAACUUAAAAAAAAGAAAAAAAAAAAGAAGAAAAAAAAAGAAGAAAAAAAAAGAAGAAAAAAAAGAAGAAAAAAAAGAAGAAAAAAAAAAGAGAAAAAAAAGAAAAAAACAUCAACUUUGAAGAUAAUCACAAAUAUUCCAUAAUUAUUUUUAAGUAGUUUAUUCAAUAUUGUUUUUAUACAUUUAUAAAUAUAAAUGAGAUAAUGUUUGUAUCAUGUUACUUAGUUAUCAACUUUAACAUUGUAAAAAUAUUUGUAAAAUAUAUUAUUUCCAUAUUCUCAUUUUUCUUA